AUGUCGGCUGCUCCUGCUGCUCCUGCUCCGGCUGCUAAGCCUGAAGCAAAGACAAUUGUCUUGGAAAAUACUGCCAGACGUGAUGCUCUCAUUGACAUUGAGAAAAAGUACCAAAAGAUUUGGGCCGACGAAAAGAUCUUCGAGAUUGAUGCCCCCCAAGAUUCUUCUCUUUCCGCUGCUGAGCUUCGUGCAAAGUACCCCAAGUUCAUGGGUACCAUGGCUUACCCUUACAUGAAUGGUGUCCUCCAUGCAGGCCACUCCUUCACUCUCUCCAAGGUAGAGUUUGCUACUGGUUAUGAGCGCUUGAUUGGCAAAAAGGCCCUCUUCCCACUUGGUUUCCACUGUACUGGUAUGCCUAUCAAGGCCAGUUCUGAUAAACUUAUCCGUGAAAUUGAACUCUUUGGCGAAAACUUUGAAAACGCUCCUAAAGAUACCGAACCAGAACUUGAACCUGUUGCCGCUCAAAAUAAACCAAAGGAAGAUGUCGAAAAGUUUGUUUCCAAAAAAUCAAAGGCCGUUGCCAAAACUGGCCGUGCUAAAUACCAGUAUGAAAUUAUGGAGCAACUCGGUAUCCCCCUCGAAGACGUCAAGAAGUUUGCCGAUCCUAAUUACUGGCUUACCUAUUUCCCUCCCCUUUGCCAAGAAGACUGCACAAACUUUGGUGCCAGAGUCGAUUGGAGACGAAGCUUCAUCACUACUGAUGUUAAUCCUUACUACGAUGCCUUUGUCAGAUGGCAAAUGAACCGUCUCCACGAAAGCGGAAAGAUUAAGUUUGGCGAACGAUACACCAUCUACUCGGCUAAGGACGGUCAACCCUGUAUGGACCACGACCGUGCCUCUGGUGAAGGUGUGGGCCCCCAAGAAUACACUGGUAUUAAAAUCGAAGUCAAGGAGUUCCCUGAAACUGCAAAGGAAGCCCUCAAGGAUGUUGACUUGUCUAACAAGAAGGUUUACCUCGUUGCCGCUACCCUCCGUCCUGAAACCAUGUACGGUCAAACAUGCUGCUUUGUCAGCCCCAAAAUCACCUACGGCCUCUUUGAUGCCGGUAACAAUGAAUACUUCAUCACUACCGAGCGUGCCUUCAAAAACAUGUGCUUCCAAAAACUUACCCCUAAGCGCGGCGACUGGUCGUCCGUUGCCCAGAUCCCUGGUUCUACCCUCAUUGGUGCCGUUAUUGACGCUCCCCUUGCCAUUCUCAAGGACCUCCGCGUCUUGCCCAUGGAAACUGUUCUUGCCAAUAAGGGUACCGGUGUUGUUACCUGCGUCCCCUCUGAUUCUCCUGACGAUUACAUCACCACCCUCGACCUUGCCAACAAGCCCGAAUACUACAAGAUCAACAAGGACUGGGUUAAGACUGAACCCGUUGCCAUUAUAACUACUCCUUCUUAUGGAGAUCUCACCGCAAAGACUCUGGUUGAACAGCUCAAGAUCCGCUCUCCUAAGGACAAGGAACUCUUGACUAAGGCCAAGGAACUCGCAUACAAGGAAGGCUUUUACCAAGGUGUCAUGGUCAUUGGUCCCUACAAGGGCGAAAAGGUUGAGGUUGCUAAGCCCAAGGUUAAGGCUGACUUGAUUGCUGCCGGCCAGGCCUUUGUUUACAAUGAGCCUGAAGGUGUUGUCAUGUCGAGAUCUGGCGACGAGUGUAUUGUUUCCCUUGAAGACCAAUGGUUUACUGAUUACGGUGAGGAAAGCUGGAAGGCUGAUGCUUCCAAGUGCCUUAAGAACAUGAAUACUUACUCCACCGAGACUCGCCACGCCUUUCAAAAAGUUCUCGACUGGCUCAACAACUGGGCUCUUUCCAGAAGUUAUGGUCUUGGUACCAGAAUCCCCUGGGACCCCAAGUUCCUUGUUGAGUCUCUUUCUGACUCCACCAUCUACAUGGCUUUCCAAGCUGUUGCCCACCUUCUCCAAGGUGACUUUUACGGCAAGGUCCCUGGCUCUCUUAAUAUCCAGCCCGAACAAAUGACUGACGAUGUCUGGGACUAUGUCUUGCUCCACAAGGACGACAUCAAGUCCGAUAUCCCCAAGGAGAAGCUUGACAAGCUCCGUAACGAGUUUGAAUACUUUUACCCUCUGGAUGUUAACAUUUCCGGUAAGGAUCUCAUUGGUAACCAUUUGACCUUCUUCAUCUACUGCCACUGUGCUAUCUUCCCCGAGGAGUACUGGCCCGCUGGUAUCCGUGCCAAUGGCCACUUGCUCUUGAACAAUGAAAAGAUGUCCAAGAGUACUGGUAACUUUAUGACUCUCAAGCAGAUUGUUGAAAAGUUUGGUGCUGAUGCUUCCCGUAUUGCUCUUGCCGAUGCUGGUGACUCUCUUGAAGAUGCCAACUUUGACGAAACUAAUGCCAACGCUGCCAUCCUGCGUCUCUACAAUUUGAAGGAAUGGGCUGUUGAACUUGUCAAGGACUCUGAUAAGCUCCGCACUGGUCCCAAGGAUUCCUUCUUUGACAAGGCCUUUGAAAAUGAAAUCAACGAGCUUAUUGAGGAAACUAAAAAGGCUUACGAUGAGGCCUUCUACAAGGUUGCUCUCAAGUAUGGUCUUUUCGACUUGCAAUCUGCCCGUGAUUACUACCGUGACUCUACUGCCACCUCUGGCAUUGGCAUGCACAAGGACCUUGUUUUGCGAUACAUUGAGGUCCAGGCCUUGUUGCUGUCACCCAUUGCCCCCCACUUUUGCGAGUACCUCUGGCGUGAGGUUCUUGGCCACAAGGAGAGCAUCCAGAACGCUCGUUUCCCUGAAAUUAGCGCACCUCUUGACAAGUCUCUUUCUGCUGCUUUGGAGUAUGUCCGCAGCACUCAACGUGCCAUUCGUGAGGCCGAGGGUGCCAGCAUGAAGAAGAAGAAGGGUAAGGCUACAGCCACCACUUUUGACCCCAAGAAGCCUUCCAAGCUUAGUCUGUAUGUUGCUCUGUCUUUCCCUGAAUGGCAGGAGGCUUACAUUGAUCUUGUCAAGGAUGCCUUUGAGAAUCUUUCUCUUGACUUUACUCCUGAUUUCCGUCAAAAGGUUUCCAAGCUUGGUGAUGUCAAGCGUGGUAUGCAAUUUGUCAACUACCUUAAGAUGCGUCUGACUGGCGGCGGCGAGUCCCCUGAUGUUGUGUUCAACCGUAAGCUUGAGUUUGACGAGUCUGAGACUCUUAAGGGCGUUGUUCCUGUCCUCAAGCGUGCUCCUGCUGCAACCAAUGUCGAAAAGGUUGAGCUUAUUGCUCUUGACCCCAAGGAUGCUACCAAGGGUACUGAUCUUUUGACUGGUGAAGCUGUGACUGUUCCUACUGCCAAGGCUAUCCAGGACGCCAUUCCUGGCCAGCCUGGUAUUACUCUUGUUAACUUGUAA
Messenger RNA from Magnusiomyces paraingens, 3330 nucleotides. RefSeq lists its product as uncharacterized. Gene Ontology annotation, molecular function: aminoacyl-tRNA deacylase activity; leucine-tRNA ligase activity; ATP binding. NCBI's taxonomy places the organism in Eukaryota, Fungi, Ascomycota, Dipodascomycetes, Dipodascales, Dipodascaceae. The coding region runs from base 1 to 3330 and encodes 1109 amino acids. Gene Ontology annotation, biological process: leucyl-tRNA aminoacylation. The transcript is spliced from 2 exons. The record is from RefSeq and is a predicted model, not a curated record.